AUGUUUGAAACAAAGGGAAGUCACACCGGUGUCGUGCUGGUACAGACUAUAGGUGGAUCCAGUAACUUGAGUGGGGAAUCAUAUCUUAUUGAACAACUCUUCAACAUGAAAUUCGCAUUGAAACAAUUAUCUCGUAUUCUUUUAGACUUGUCCAAGAAGGUUGCCUUUUCAGCUAGUACUACAGGUCAUGGAGUUAUCUCAAGCGGAAGUACACUAGCAUUUCCUGUGGUCAUCAAUAACGUUGAAGGUGGAUACGACCCAGGUACAGGAACCUUUACCAUCCCCACGGCCGGACAGUAUGUUUUCUAUAUCAGUGCCCAAGGGUAUAGCAGUGACACAUUGUAUGUAUCUAUCUUACAUAACGGAGGAGCGAAGGUGAUGACCAUGUCUGACGGGGGAAGACGUAAAGAUUUCUACGAUUCUGGAUCCAACCUGUUGACGCUGAAUCUCCAACAAGGAGACAGAGUGUGGGCAAUGUGUCAAAGUGGGUCAAAUUAUUACAGCGAAGGAAUACCCAUUACAACGUUUUCCGGUUUUCUAGUGUAAUUAAUCAGGCUAUGGUUUGCCUCUUUGUAUCC
Molecule: messenger RNA, 578 nt
Organism: Saccostrea cuccullata (small rock oyster)
Lineage: Eukaryota; Metazoa; Mollusca; Bivalvia; Ostreida; Ostreidae
Product: complement C1q-like protein 2
Exons: 3
Coding region: 1-546 (181 amino acids)
Molecular function (GO): protein binding
Source: RefSeq, a predicted model, not a curated record